Molecule: messenger RNA, 2574 nt
Organism: Paramacrobiotus metropolitanus
Lineage: Eukaryota; Metazoa; Tardigrada; Eutardigrada; Parachela; Macrobiotidae
Exons: 3
Coding region: 468-1985 (505 amino acids)
Molecular function (GO): protein binding
Source: RefSeq, a predicted model, not a curated record
AAUUCAGUUUAGAUUUGUUUAUUUGUUUUGUAUCAUUUGUGAUCUGUUUACGUUUUAGAUUGUGAACGGAUCCGCACAAGUUUUAGUUUUAUAUCUUUUCGUUUUAUAUAACUUCUAUGACAUACACUUAGCAGUUAGAGCAGAAAGGUUUCAAUGGAUUCAUAUGCAAUAAACGACGACACCAGUUUUUGUGAGGCCAUUCAGCCUAUUGACGUUUCCAUCGCGCGGAUCUUCGAGUCACAUGUCCGAAACUGCAAAACCUGUUUCUUAUAUUGCGAGCACCCCUGAAAGAGGUCCUGUUGGCUAUUAGCUUCGUUUUUACUGCAUGAAAGCGAAGUGUCACCUUCUGUCGUUGUGGCUUUUGGACAAUUUGCCAUUAAUGAUAAUGCCGUUUGUGUACUCGUGACGGUUACUCGACCAGUUUCAAAAGUAUUUUCGCGUCUAUAACCAAGAAGACCUGUUUCAAGAUGAUGAAUAUCGGGCAAAUUCGAGAAAUGGCAAGAAAGAUAUCUAACGCAAAAACAUCCCGCCAGGAUUCAGAGCUGCUGCAUCCCACGUAUGUGUCAACAGCUCGUGCUUCUUUGGAAAAGCCAGUGACGGCUGCGCUUUUGCCUGUUGGUAAUUCUCCCGGCAGUGCGGAUUUCAAUAAAACCGUGGAUAAUCCCACCGGCUCUUUUGACGGCGACAACGCUAUCCAUGUUAAUCCACCCCGUGCUCGGGGCAGCGACAAGCCUGAUUUAUCCAGUCCGUUGUUUCUGGAUUUACUGCAAGCCGAGGAAGUCGUAACCGACGAAGGAGGGAACCAUGAGUUGUCCUUCGCCGAUAUUCUUUUGUUUCAUUCAGUUUAUUCCCGAAUUCUAAAAAGUUUGCCCAUGACGAGCCUCCUUUCUCUGGCCUGCACUUGCCGCGACUUUCGCGUGCUCAUUAGAAACGAACGUUGUCGCUCGCGACGACAUCGUUUUGAAUGGAUUUACCGAAAAGAAUUUAUUCGCCAUUUAAAUAUGUCAUAUGCAUCUUGCACUAUGACGAAAUACGACAAUGCUUUUUCGCGGCUGAUCCGGGAGUUAUACUGCUUUCCGGAACACAUAUUGGUUUUUUAUUCGCCGGAUAUAUUUCAGUAUGGUAUUCGGGUAAUCGACGGCGCUCAUUCGGGUACGGUGAAAUCGGACGUUUUGCUAGACAAUCUUCUGAAACAACAAAAUGAUUCCGAUUGGCGCGUGUGGCACUUCCGUGUGUUUUCCGUUAUACAGCCUAUAACUUCGACGGCGUUUUCGUCCCAUAUGACAGCUCAUGAGCUAAAACGUUUUCCCCUAUGGCAUAGCGAAGAUUUGGUGAUGGUGUUUUUGCCGACAUUGGAAAACGUCAGAAUUCGCCAUCACCCGUUAAACUUUAACAUGCUCCUUAAUGUACCUGAAUUUGAACGAAACGAGAUUCGCAGCAGUCUUUUUCAAUAUUUGUUUGUCAUCGGUCAACGAUUUCGACCGAAGCUUGUUAUUUUGUCCAUUAGAGAUUUGCCGCGGAAUGUGGAAAAUGAGCUCGUUGAUUUUCCUGUGAUUGUUAUUGCCUCCCGGUUGUUUGACAGCCAUGGACCUGAAGGCUGGAUGUCAUUUUCGGGAGACGGUGUGACUGUCUUUCAGGUCAUUCUGGAAGUAUCCGAUAAGCGAGAAGAACGGGAUCAGAAAAUUCGUGCAUUACAUGCACAAUUGGGCUGGAAUUUUCCAUUGGAAUUCCGUUCUAGGACAUGCUGGAUUUUCUAUUUUACGGAGCUUUGGCCCGGUGGAACCAGCAAGGAAAUCCCACAGCGCGAUAUUGUUACACUGCGCGAAGUAUUUCCUAAUGUGCCAAUUUUCGGCGGACGAACAGGAAAUCUGAUGGGCAAUCAGCAGUUGCCCAUAUUAGCUUCCUUCCCAGGAUCCGAUGCCCGGUCACUACGCCUGCGAUCGAACCCAACCAUUGUGACCGUGGUUGCCUUUUCGGACUCUUAAAGUGAUUUUUAACGUUGAUCUGACUGAAUUUGAAAGAUAAUGAUUAGCAAAAAAUGAAAAAUACUUGUUUUUAUUGUGAUUUGUAGAUUUACCAUUAGAUAGGGAUAAGGCAUUCCAAAAUUCUUUUCUUGGAAAUGAAACUAAUUGUAACUAAUGAAACUGUGUGAUCAAUUUUAAUAUUAAUUUUAAAUUGUUUUACAAGUGGAAGCCUUUUACAGGGCAUAGAUUAUUAUCUUUGUGAGAGCUGGUUUUUAUUUUUUUACAUUUUGUACAGUUUGGUAACUAUGCUUGUUCAACGUUCAUCAGACUUUUUCGUGGUGUGUUCACGUCAGAUCUGACUUGUUCAAAAUGGAGUUCGGUAGUGUAUUCCUUGGCUAGAAAUCGUGGCAGCUGCGUUUUUCUGAUGGCGUGUUUGUUCUGUGUUAAUUUUCACCUGCUAUCCAUAUAUUUUUACAUAUUACAGCACACAAAAGUUGACCCAGUAUAUUUUCAUUCACUUAAUUAGAGAAUUAGCGACUCAAGUUUAUACUGUGUUUAAAAAACCGGAUAUUAUCAAGUGUUGAGUAGUACUGCUGGAGGCGCAUUAAUA